AUGGAACCAAUUUCCAAGUCCAGAACCACACAAUACGAGAAGAUGAUGCAUGGAGGAGAAAACUCAGUAACCCUCCCGAUUGACAUCAUCCUCGAGAUUCUCUCGAGAUCGUCUGCUAAGUCAAUCGCUAGGUUUCGUCUGUCAUCAAAGUUCUCCGAGUCCCUAUUCAGCCGUCCAGAUUUCACCGAGUUACUCCUUACCAAGUCUUCCGCUCGGCCACGUCUCUUAUUCGCCGUCAAAGGAGCCACUGGUGAAGGCUGCUUCUACUCGUCGCCUCAGCUUCACAGUUCAGAUGAAAGGUCUUCUUCUUCUCUCGUACUAGCCGCCGACUUUUAUAUGGACUCCCCUGUAGACAUGUCAUCGGAGAUUUCUGGCCCUGUCUCCGGUUUGAUCUACAUCUCAAAGCGGAAUAUGAUCACAGCGCCCGUGAUAUAUAACCUUAGCACUGGACAGUACACGAGCUUACCCGAACCGAGGAGGGAUUCAAAACGCUAUCUAGGGUUUGAUCCUGUUGAAAAACAAUUCAAGGUAUUGUCCAUCAGCCUUCCACUAGAAAAGUCGAAUCAAGUUCUGACAUUAAGAGCUGGGAGAGUCAUGUCGUGGAGGAAGAUCAACAUUUCAUACCAUGAGCCUUUGUCGGAAGGGAUAUGCAUUAAUGGGGUUGUGUAUUACUUAGCUCGUGGAAUGGGUUACCCUGGUGUGAUUAUAGCUUUGUUUGAUGUUAGGUCAGAAACACUUAGGUUUCUUCACAGACAUGGGGUCGACCGAUUAGAUAUUUUUUCUUCUAUUAGAGUAAUAAAUUAUAAGGGUAAGUUCGGUCUGAUUGGUUUGCAACAGUACACUGGAAGGCAUGAAACUGAAUUGCGUUUGUUUGUUCUAGAAGAUCUUGUUGAGAAACAAGAACGGUGGUCGAGGGAUAUCUUCAGAGUGAAAUCAGUCAAAGAGGUUGAUGUUCCCGUCGUUGUCGCUGGAGUAACUGCUACAGGUGAAACUGUUUUGUCCAUGGACUCUGUAUCUAAACCCUUCUAUGUUUACUACUUCAAUCCCGAAAGUGAAACUACCGAAAGAGUUGAAAUCCGAGGUUUUGAAGCUUGUGAGUAUCGUAGACGAGUUCACAUAUUUAUAGACCAUGUCGAGGAUCUCAAGUUUAUAACAUAA
This is a messenger RNA of Microthlaspi erraticum, 1158 nucleotides long. The record is from the annotation of a GenBank genome assembly. NCBI's taxonomy places the organism in Eukaryota, Viridiplantae, Streptophyta, Magnoliopsida, Brassicales, Brassicaceae.